This is a messenger RNA of Triplophysa dalaica, 1056 nucleotides long. RefSeq lists its product as uncharacterized. The transcript has 7 exons. The coding region runs from base 1 to 909 and encodes 302 amino acids. NCBI's taxonomy places the organism in Eukaryota, Metazoa, Chordata, Actinopteri, Cypriniformes, Nemacheilidae. The record is from RefSeq and is a predicted model, not a curated record. Gene Ontology annotation, molecular function: oxidoreductase activity.
AUGUCCAACAUUUAUACUAUAAGAGAAUUUUUCUGUGGCCGGUGGUCAUCUAGCAUACGACUUGAUGGUAAAACAGUCAUUAUCACUGGAGCAAAUACUGGCAUUGGGAAAGAAACCACAAGAGACCUCGUGAAACGCGGGGCCAGAAUAAUAAUGGUUUACAGAGACCUUGACAAAGCAGAGAUUGCACGGAAGGAGAUCAUUGAAGAGUCAGGGAAUCAAAACAUAGUCAUCAGAAAACUGGAUUUAUCUAACACCAAGUCUAUCAGUGAAUUUGCUGAGGUAAUCAACAAGAAGGUGAAAACACUUCACAUUCUCAUUAACAAUGCCGGGGUCAUGAUGUGCCCCUACUCUAAAACAGCAGACUGCUUUGAGAUGCAGUUUGGUGUCAAUUACUUAGGUCACUUCCUGUUAACCUCUCUGCUGAUUGACCUGCUGAAGAGAUCCGCCCUGUCUAGAAUCAUCAACCUCUCGUCCAUGGCACAUAGCUGGGGCACUAUAAGACUCGAUGAUGUCAAUAGUGAGAGAAAUUAUCACGGCAGAAAGGCGUAUGGUCAGAGUAAAUUGGCCAUCAUUCUCUUCACUCGCUCCAUGGCCAAAAAACUCAAGGAUACUGAUGUAACAGCAUAUGCCGUUCAUCCAGGAGUUGUGCGAACAGAACUCAAAAGGAACAUGAAUCUUGGAUUCCUUAUCAAAGUUGUUAGACCUUUCACAAAGACCCCAGUGAAGGGAGCACAGACCACCGUCUAUUGUGCAAUACAACCAGAAUUAGACAAAGAAAGUGGUGGUCACUAUAGUAACUGUGGACCUUCAACGUGCACGAGAGCAGCUAGAGAUGAUGAAAUGGCAGAGAAACUUUGGGAGCUAAGCUGCAGGAUGCUGGGAAUACUCUGGGACUCAAUGCAAUGAGCAAUUUUUUUUCAUUUUUUUACUUUAAAUGAUUUGAUUUGUUAUAUGAUCAGGUUCUGUGAGACUGAAGCCUGUAGUCUUCUGUAUGGUGCGUUUGUUUGACUCUUUGACAGCUGCAAUGCGCUUAAUCCACAGAGCAACCCAACA